AUGAGUCGAGGCGGCAAGCUUGCACCCGAGGUCAAUCGCUACAACGUUACUCCAGAGGAGCUCUUCGACCUGUUUGGCAAAUUUGGUCCUAUUCGUCAAAUCCGCCAAGGCAUCGCCAACCAAACCAAAGGAACCGCCUAUGUCGUUUACGAGGACGUGAUGGAUUCCAAGCAAGCUUGCGAUAAGUUGAACGGCUUCAACUUCCAAAAUCGCUAUCUCGUUGUGCUCUACCAUCAACCAGAGAAGAUGGCUCGAUCGAAAGAGGACCUAGAAUCCCGCAAGGAGAAUUUAGAGCAGCUCAAGAAACAGCACGGCAUCGAAUAA
This is a messenger RNA of Lachnellula hyalina, 324 nucleotides long. RefSeq names its product Splicing factor 3B subunit 6-like protein (gene C50D2.5). The record is from RefSeq and is a predicted model, not a curated record. Gene Ontology annotation, molecular function: RNA binding. The transcript has 4 exons. Lineage: Eukaryota; Fungi; Ascomycota; Leotiomycetes; Helotiales; Lachnaceae. Bases 1 to 324 code for a protein of 107 amino acids.